Rhincodon typus (whale shark) is the source of this 1402-nucleotide messenger RNA. RefSeq names its product malate dehydrogenase, cytoplasmic. The record is from RefSeq and is a predicted model, not a curated record. NCBI's taxonomy places the organism in Eukaryota, Metazoa, Chordata, Chondrichthyes, Orectolobiformes, Rhincodontidae. The transcript has 9 exons. Gene Ontology annotation, biological process: tricarboxylic acid cycle; malate metabolic process; oxaloacetate metabolic process. Gene Ontology annotation, molecular function: L-malate dehydrogenase (NAD+) activity. Bases 194 to 1198 code for a protein of 334 amino acids. Gene Ontology annotation, cellular component: cytosol; mitochondrion.
GUGAUGCAUGCUGGACAUUGUGGUCCGAUUGCCUCGACGAUACCCGGAGGUUAGCGCUGUUUCUGCGGGAAAUAAAACUAUAUCCCCCAGAGCGCAACGCGCAGAAGGGCGGUUGACGUGGUGGGGUCAUGUGACUGUCCUCCAGCAUUUGGCGGACGAGUGGCGGCACGGAAGGUGACCCUGGAGCAGUAAAAUGGCAGAGCCUAUUAAAGUUCUUGUGACUGGUGCUGCUGGUCAGAUUGCCUAUUCACUUAUCUACAACAUUGCAAAGGGGGAUGUUUUCGGAAAUGAUCAGCCCCUCAUCCUCGUGCUACUUGAUAUUGCACCAAUGAUGUCUGUGCUGGAUGGUGUUGUGAUGGAAAUCCAGGAUUGUGCUCUUCCACUGGUCCAUGGGGUCAUUGCAACUGACAAAGAAGAUGAAGCUUUCAAGGACAUUGAUGUGGCAAUUCUGGUGGGCUCUAUGCCAAGACGGGAGGGCAUGGAACGGAAGGACCUGCUCCAAGCUAAUGCCAAGAUAUUCAAAACCCAGGGAUACGCAUUGGACAAACUUGCCAAGAAGUCAGUCAAGGUUCUUGUUGUGGGCAACCCAGCCAAUACCAAUUGUCUGACUGCAAUCAAGUGUGCCCCAUCAAUUCCGAAAGAGAACUUCUCUUGCCUGACUCGCUUGGAUCAUAACCGAGCAAAAGCUCAGAUUGCAUUCAAAUUGGGAGUGCCAUCUGGUGAUGUGAAGAAUGUUAUCAUCUGGGGCAAUCAUUCUUCAACUCAAUAUCCAGAUGUUACUCAUGCUACUGUCAAAGUUAAAGGAAAGGAAAUGAGUGUCUAUGACGCUAUUGAGGAUGAUAACUGGCUGAAGGGUGACUUUAUUGCAACUGUUCAGCAGCGUGGUGCUGCCGUGAUUAAGGCACGGAAACUCUCUAGUGCAAUGUCAGCUGCUAAGGCCAUUUCUGAUCAUAUGAGGACCCUCUGGUUUGGUACUCCUGAGAAUGAAUGGGUAUCCAUGGGAGUGAUUUCUGAUGGGAACCCAUAUAAUAUUCCCAAUGACUUGGUUUAUUCGUUCCCAGUGCAAAUCAAGAAUAAAACUUGGAAUAUUGUGCCAUGUCUGAAAAUCAAUGACUUCUCCUGUGAAAAGAUGAAAGUUACUGCCAAAGAGCUGCUUCAGGAGAAAGAAACAGCCUCUGAGUUUCUCUCCAGUGUUUGAAGAUUAUCUAACCUAGAUACUAUAAUUACUGUUGUGUAUGUUCAGUGUUUGUGGUAAAAUGAAUCAAUCUAUUUUGACUCUGUUAUCUACAUAAAAAUCUUGCAUCAGGAAAUUUGUGCUGCAUUGUCAUGGUUAAUAUUCAGUGGGUCUGCAUUAUUGCCCUAGGUAGGAAAGAUAGAAACAUAAUAAAAUACAUGCCAGUAA